Molecule: messenger RNA, 1898 nt
Organism: Cryptomeria japonica (Japanese cedar)
Lineage: Eukaryota; Viridiplantae; Streptophyta; Pinopsida; Cupressales; Cupressaceae
Product: pectin acetylesterase 8
Exons: 12
Coding region: 334-1671 (445 amino acids)
Biological process (GO): cell wall organization
Cellular component (GO): plant-type cell wall
Molecular function (GO): pectin acetylesterase activity
Source: RefSeq, a predicted model, not a curated record
ACGUCUACGUUAUAGUCGAAUCUUUCGAUUGGUUAGAUUGUUACAGUCAAUGAAGUCAAGCCAAGGCAAAUGCAGAAGAUUCCACGUAUAUGAAUGUGGCCAAAUAGUUUUUGGUCAUAUAUGAUUAGCAGUACUAUAUGAUUUAGAUUAGUUCUGUUAAUGGAGUCAAUGAACGAAUAAUUUUAUUGAUGUUCAGAAGACCAGCAAAGCUGAUUGGAGAAAAUUCCACAUACAUUUAUAUGGCCCAUUUCUUUUCUUUUUCAUAUGUGAUUAGUAGUACAAGAAUCCUUUGUUCCGUAAGUUGGACUGUUAUCUUCUUUUCGAAGGAGAAGAAUGGGCAGAGAUAUGAAUUCAAGUGGGCAGAGGAUGAAGUGGGGCUGCACGAAAUGCAGCCUUGCUGUGGUUGGGUUUGUGACAGUAGUUGUUAUAAUAGUUGUUACAGUAGUUGCUUCAGUGUUAGUGAUGAGGGAUUCCAAUCAUGGAGAUCAUAGUGAGAAUGUGUUGCAAAUAGGGGGAGAGGGACAUAAACCUCUAGUUGCAGAGGUUCCUGAGGCUCUCCUUUCUCCUCUUAUGGUAAAUCUUACUAUUGUUGAGGCAGCAACAUCUAAAGGAGCAGUUUGCUUAGAUGGAACACCACCGGGUUACCAUUUUGAUCAAGGUUUUGGUUCAGGAUCAAAUAGUUGGCUGAUUCAUCUUGAGGGUGGAGGAUGGUGUGAGACUUUAGCAUCGUGUGGUGAUCGUAAGAAUAGUGCUUUGGGUUCAUCUAUGCAUAUGGAAAGACAAAUCCAGUUUUCAGGCAUUUUAAGCAACCAACCCUCUGAAAAUCCAGAUUUUCACAAUUGGAAUAGAGUCAAAGUUCGUUAUUGUGACGGAGCUUCAUUUUCUGGAGAUGUUGAAGAUGAAAAUCAGGAAUACAAAGUUUUCUUUAGAGGUCAAAGAGUCUGGAAAGCUGUCAUGGAGGACCUCUUGGCCAAGGGUAUGGAUAAAGUUGAUCAGGGUUUCCUUUCUGGAUGCUCUGCUGGUGGAUUAGCAUCAUUUCUACAUUGUGACAAUUUUCGAGAGCUUCUUCCUCAAAAUGCUAAAGUGAAAUGCAUUGGAGAUGGUAGCUUCUUCCUUGAUGAGAAGGACAUAUCUGGAGCAAACUUCAUAAAAUCUUUCUACAAUAAGGUGAUAAUAUUACAGGAAGCAUAUAAUCACUUACCAAAGUCAUGUACCUCACAAAUGGAUCCAACAAGGUGUUUCUUUCCACAAUAUUUUCUAGGUUAUGUAGAUACGCCAUUUUUUAUUCUAAAUUCACCAUAUGAUUCAUGGCAGAUUCAAAAUAUUUUGGCACCAAAUGUAGCUGAUCCUCAAGGAUAUUGGCAGAACUGCAAGUACAACAUUAGUAGUUGUAACGAAACUCAAUUGACAACUUUGCAAGAUUUUAGGACUGAUAUGCUUCUUGCACUGAAAGCAUUUGAGGGAUCUAAACUUCUGGGCAUGUAUAUCAAUUCAUGCUUUAUUCAUUGCCAAUCUGAGAUGCAACAAACAUGGUUUUCACAAAGUUCUCCAAGACUAAAUAACAAGACCAUUGCAGAAGCUGUAGGAGAUUGGUAUUUUGAUCGAAUUGCAAUACAACAAGACAUAGAUUGCCCAUACCCAUGUGAUAAAACUUGUUUCGUACAAAGUUAGAAUAAUGAGCAUUCUUUUUCAAAUGUAUAAAUAAUUGUUAACAAUCCUAGGUUUUUUAUAGUGAUUAACCAAUACAAAGCUUAUCAACAAUUUUAAAAACUUAAAAACACGCUACAGGAAAGCUUUUAUAAUACAAAUGGAUGAGAAAAGAACUAUGUAAAUGAUGGUCUUUGGAUAUAUUAUUGUAUCCAACUUUCAUUAAGGUGUUAGCUCGAUAUUUCAAGUUU